AUGGCAGCCGGAGCCUGGGUGAUGGGACUGGGAUUCGUCAGUAUGACCUGGCUGUUGGUGGCAAUAGCUGUGGUAGGCGCCAAUCGGCCACAGUAUGACAUGCAGCUUGGGGAGAACAGAAAUUCGAAGUUCUGGUGCAGUGUGAAGAUGAACCACUGGAACGGGUGUCUAUGGUUGACACCAGGCAUUGCUGGAUUGGCAACGUACAAUUCUGGCAUGGUGCACUACGAUGGUUGCAGAAUCCCUGGCAGCUUUGAUGAGCCCAAUGCGAUGGUGAUGCAGCAACUGAGGUUUGUGCCUAGAAGCUUCAGUGAUGGCUGCAGGAACGACAACAACAGGGAUCCUAGAUCCAAUGUGACAGUUUUGCAACGACUGAUGUUCGAGACUAGGAGCUUCAGUGACGGUUGCAAUGGUGGUUUCAAGUACAACGAGCAACAAGGUUGGAGUACGGAAGCUAGCGGUGGAGAUUUCUUACGAGAUGUUUUUCCACGGGUGAACCAUUUUUCUAGCAAUUCUGGCAGACUCAACAACGUUGUGUGCAUGGGCAAUUUGUGCAGUGAGAUGGUUUUCAUGUCACAGGAAUUCCACGACUUCGAUCAGAGCAAUGCUGGCUACUUCGACAUCUGGAGUGGUGGUUGUGGCAGCUCUUACAGUCACAAUGGCGGCUUGUUUGGCUUGGCAUGCAUGGCUGAGCGUGAGCCACUUGAGCAGCAGUGGCAAUGUGCAAUGCAGACUGGAGAGAAGGAGACAUCGGCAGAGAUCAAUACAACUACAGAGACAGGCAAGAAAGAAGACACGCUAGACAAAUACUACCCCAAAUUCAAACACCAGGUGAAGGAUCCCAAAGAGAACUCCAACCAGAAAGGUCAAGAUCCAGAACUAGAGAUGAGGAUCAUGCGGGAGAUCGACCACGAAAUAGCAAAAGCACAACGGGUUGAGUUGAGAAACUCGACAAAAAAAUCAGCAUUCAUCGAAAAGUGUGCCACAGCAUACACCGCAAAAGCAUCCCUAUGGAAAGACUUGGACCUUGACUUUGAAGAUGAACCAAAGACCAACAACAUCACCGAGGAGGUUCUACGAGUCAAGGCAUCCAAUGUCUAUGACAAAACCAUCGACCACGCUGCCACCCUCCUUCAGAAAAGGAAGGACCAAGAAAAGGCCCAGCAGAUGAAGAAGGAUGGACUUUUGAAGUCAAUGUUGAACAAGAUCGAGGAAAGAAUGCCAAACAAACCGAAACCAGCCACCAAGCUCACAGCAAAAGAGCUAAAAGAAAACCAGGCAAAAAAACAAUUCAACUCUGCGAAGGCCUUUGUGGCUACAACAAAACCAGAAGGCGAUGUGGACAUGCAAGACCCAAUGUCCACAGCCCACUUCUGGUUACAGAAUAGCCAGACAAACAAGCAGCAAAACAAAGAAUAUUACAAGACAAACAGCAAAGGAAACAACAAAGGGAACAGCAAAGGGAUGACAAAAGGAAAAGGCAAAGGCAAAGGAAAGGGAUCCACCACACCAGGUCAGAAAGGGAAAGCGACAACAGCCACACCAGGCGGCAAAACACAUGCCAAAGGUGCCAACAAGCGACAGCAUGAGCACCACAAAGGAUCAAGACCUUUUUUAGACAAACGCCUACACCACGGCAAGAAAGGAAAAGGGAAAGGCGAUCCCAAUGGAAGAAGGUCCAGCAAGGCAGGAAAAGGGAAGGGCUGCAAAGGGCAGCCCUGGUGA
Cladocopium goreaui is the source of this 1725-nucleotide messenger RNA. The record is from the annotation of a GenBank genome assembly. NCBI's taxonomy places the organism in Eukaryota, Dinophyceae, Suessiales, Symbiodiniaceae.